AUGGCUUUCGAUCUUGAAUCUCAAUCACAACCAACUGAUGAGACCAAGUUCGAGAAUGUUGAGGCUUUCAAAGUUGGUUUCGAAUCAGAUGAUGUCACAAAUCCCAAGAAUUUCAGCACACUCUAUAAGAUAUGGCUGGUCUUCCAAAUGAGCAUGCUCGCGAUGACCGGUGCUCUUGGUUCCUCAAUCAUCUCCCCUGGAUCAACCCAGAUUGCAGAAUACACAGAUACUAGCGUUGAGGUCACAUCCCUGACUGUGGCCCUUUUUGUCUUGGGUUGGGCCUUCGGCCCUAUGAUAUGGGCGCCCAUCAGUGAGGUAUACGGCCGUCGGUUGGGCAUGCUACCCGCUAUUUUUGUUUUAGGUCUCUUCAGCAUUGGUACAGCAACGAGCAAAAACUCCGAAACCAUUUUUCUGACUCGAUUCUUGGGCGGGAUCUUUGCGUCGGCGCCAAUUAGUAAUGUGCCUGCGGCCUUGGGAGAUAUCUUUCCUCCGGCAACACGCGGAAAUGCGAUGACAUUUGUGGCACUGUGUAUCACAGGGGGUCCUACUAUUGGGCCCAUUAUUGGUUCUGCCUUGACGGUCAAUCGCAGCCUAGGAUGGCGCUGGACCGAGUACAUUGAAGCCAUCAUCGCUUUCUUCCUAUUCACCGUUUGUGCACUAUGCCUCCCUGAAACAUAUGCGCCAGUCCUUCUCAAGCAAAAGGCACAGAAGUUACGCAAGAGUACAGGAGAUGAACGAUAUUGGCAUCCUCAUGAGAAGGAAAAGAUCGAUAUGCAUAACGCUGUCGCCAAGCACCUUGCUCGGCCAUUAGUGUAUGAGCCCACUCUUUGCCUGCAGGAACAUCGUGUUAAUUAUGUUCUUGAUAGGAUGCUAUGCACCGAGCCAAUGGUUACGCUACUUGCCCUCUAUGCCUCCUUCACCUACAGCCUGAUUUAUUUGACCCUCGAAGUGUUCCCCAUAGUCUUCAACGAAGAUCGACACUGGAGUCUGGUCACAUCAGCCCUUCCUUUCCUAUCAAUCCUAGUUGGAGUUAUCUGUGCGGUAGUACUGAAUUUUGCCAAUCAGCCACGAUAUCAGCGCGCCGUGACGGCAAAUGAUGGCAAAGCAGUGCCUGAAGCCCGUCUUCCCCCAAUUAUUGUCGGGGGCGUCUUGCUGUCGGUGGGUCUAUUUUGGUUUGGCUGGACCGCAGCUCCGAAGUAUCCUUGGCCAUCGCCAGUGGUAGCAGGAGGCUUUAUAGCUGCAGGCUUCAACAUCGUUUUUCAACAAUGUCUUAACUUUCUGGUCGACACCUAUGGCCCAUUCGCUGCCAGUGCUGUGUCUGCGAACACAAUUCUUCGGUCUAUCCUUGCAUGUGCGAUGCCCAUUGCCGCCCGACCUAUGUUUGAGAACUUGGGCCUUGGACCUGCGGCUAGUCUGCUGGGUGGGAUCUCGUGUUUGGCGUUACCGGUCCCUUUCUUGUUCAUGAAGUAUAGCGAGGCGUUGAGAGCCAAAUCCAAAUUCACCUCGGGGCGCGAUGCAUAG
Molecule: messenger RNA, 1521 nt
Organism: Penicillium longicatenatum
Lineage: Eukaryota; Fungi; Ascomycota; Eurotiomycetes; Eurotiales; Aspergillaceae
Product: MFS transporter
Exons: 3
Coding region: 1-1521 (506 amino acids)
Biological process (GO): transmembrane transport
Molecular function (GO): transmembrane transporter activity
Source: RefSeq, a predicted model, not a curated record